Molecule: messenger RNA, 1800 nt
Organism: Chaetura pelagica (chimney swift)
Lineage: Eukaryota; Metazoa; Chordata; Aves; Apodiformes; Apodidae
Gene: QARS1
Product: glutaminyl-tRNA synthetase
Exons: 19
Biological process (GO): translation; glutaminyl-tRNA aminoacylation
Cellular component (GO): cytosol; aminoacyl-tRNA synthetase multienzyme complex; cytoplasm
Molecular function (GO): glutamine-tRNA ligase activity; ATP binding
Source: RefSeq, a predicted model, not a curated record
UUACUGGGGCCAAAGACAGAAGCUGAUUUGGAAAAGAAACCAAAGGCUGCAAAGGCCCGGCCAGCACCGGCAGAGAAGCAGAAGGCAGCUGUGGUGGAGAAUGGUGAGGUGGGCACAGAGACACGGUCACUGCUGGAGCAGCUUCGGGGAGAAGCCCUCAAGUUCCACAAGCCAGGAGAGAACUACAAGACAGAGGGCUACGUGGUGACACCCAACACCAUGGCUCUGCUGAAGCAGCACCUGGCAAUCACGGGUGGGCAGGUGCGGACACGGUUCCCUCCUGAACCCAAUGGGAUCCUGCACAUCGGCCAUGCCAAGGCCAUCAACUUCAACUUUGGCUAUGCCAAGGCCAACGGUGGCGUGUGCUUCCUGCGCUACGACGACACCAACCCUGAGAAGGAGGAGGAGAAGUACUUCACAGCCAUCCGGGAGAUGGUGGAGUGGCUGGGCUACCAGCCCUAUGCAGUGACCCAUGCAUCAGAUUACUUUGACCAGCUCUACGCCUGGGCCCUAGAGCUUAUCCGCAGGGGCCAGGCGUAUGUCUGCCAUCAGAAGGUUGAGGAGAUCAAGGGGCACAACCCACCGCCCUCACCAUGGCGGGACCGGCCUGUGGAGGAGUCGCUCGUGCUCUUUGAGGACAUGCGAAAGGGCAAGUUUGGGGAGGGGGAGGCCACGCUGCGGAUGAAGCUGGUGAUGGAGGACGGGAAGAUGGACCCUGUCGCCUACCGUGUCAAGUUCACUCCACACCACCGCACUGGGGACAAGUGGUGCAUCUACCCCACCUAUGACUACACACACUGCCUCUGCGACUCCAUCGAGCACAUCACACACUCCCUCUGCACCAAGGAGUUCCAGGCCAGGCGCUCCUCCUACUUCUGGCUGUGCAACGCGCUGGACGUCUACUGCCCCGUGCAGUGGGAGUACGGGCGCCUGAACCUGCUCUACACCGUUGUCUCCAAGAGGAAAAUCAUCCGGCUGGUGGAGACAGGUGCUGUGAGGGACUGGGAUGACCCGCGGCUCUUCACGCUGACAGCCCUGCGCCGGAGAGGCUUCCCCCCCGAGGCCAUCAACAACUUCUGUGCCCGGGUUGGUGUGACGGUGGCCCAGGCAACGAUGGAGCCACAUUUGUUGGAGGCGUGUGCACGGGAGGUGCUGAACGAGCAAGCCCCCCGUGCCAUGGCUGUCUUGGAGCCCCUCAAGGUCACCAUCACCAACUUUCCUGCCCUGAAGGCACUCGAGGUCCUUGUGCCCAACUUUCCAGCUGAUGAGAGCCGAGGUUUUCACAAAGUGCCCUUCCAGUCCACCAUCUACAUUGAGGAGACUGACUUCAGGGAGGAGGUGGACAAGGGCUACAAGCGCCUGGCCCCGGGGCAGCCGGUGGGGCUGCGCCACACUGGCUAUGUCAUCACCACCCAGAAUGUCAUCAAGGAUGCCAGCGGGCGCGUGAUGGAGCUGGAGGUGACCUGCACCAAGUCGGAUGUGGCGGAGAAGCCCAAAGCCUUCAUCCACUGGGUGUCGGAGCACCUGCUUUGAGAUCAGCCCCUGUCUCAUGGCAGGUUUUUGCACAAAAAUCCUGAGGACCCAUCAGAGGUGCCUGGUGGCUUUCUGAGCGACCUCAACCCUGACUCCCUGCGCGUGGUCCACAAUGCCCUGGUCGACACCUCCGUCCUCUCCGCCCAGCCCUUCGACAAGUUCCAGUUUGAGCGGCUGGGCUACUUCUCUGUGGAUCCCGACAGCAGGGAGGGGAAGAUGGUGUUCAACCGGACGGUGACGCUGAAGGAGGACCCGGGAAAGGUGUGA